AUGCAAACUUCACUGAAGUUCAGCAAGUCAUCACAGGUGGAAUCUCCUAAUAUGAACACGUCAAAGGUGAGAGAGGAUGUGUUAGAGAGAAAAGAUGGUGUUAACAUCUUGGAGGUUAAUGAAUACAUGCUGAAGAAUGCUAUCCGUUAUGUUACUGAAUCAAGCAUGCCUAUAGAUGAAUCUAGUUUUGGGGACUUAACUGCUUCUCAAUUUCCAUUAAAAAACCUCAUUACAGAUAUUAUUGCGACAUGCUUUGAAACAGUGGCAUUCAUUGCGUAUUAUCUCUGUGUUGGAGUUUGGGAAAUUAAUGCACCAGGAAAUGAAAUGACUCACCCAGGGUCACCGAAGAUCAUGGAAGGAAAGUUUAUGGAUUCAACUGUAAAAAUUACUGAGAAGGUGAAACUGGAAUGCAUAUAUCCAAAAAGAGCCAAGACAAACCAGGCAUCCUGGAUGAAACUUAAUGUAACUCAGGAAGAAAAUAUAGCGGUCUUGCAUCCAAUCUAUGGUAUACAUAUUGAAGACAAAUACAAAGGAAGAAUUUAUUUUGAAAAUGCUUCCAGAGAAGGCAAGUCCUUAUCCUUCAUCAAGAGCACUUUGCAGGAUGUUGGUAUGUACUUUCACUCCAUCCUAACUUACCCAGAUGGAAUUUGGGAAAAGGUAAUAGAAAUUAUUCUGCCAGCAAAUGUUUUUGAAGUAUCUCUGAAACAAAACAAUCCUAUGUUUACCAAGCCAGGAGGAAAUAUUGCUUUUACUUGUCCUUAUAAAAUUGGAGAUUCAGUGCAGCAAGUGAUGUGGGAAAGGAUUAAAGCAGAUCAGGUAGAUACUGUUGUUUUGUGCAGCUCAUCAGGAAGGCAAAGCUUUGGUUCAGAUUUCAAAGAGCGUACGCUGGUAGAUUGCUCUGAUCAGGCAAACUCCAAGAUUGUAAUCCAAAACAGUAUAGCCUCUGACUUUGCAACUUACCACUGAGUAGCUACUGGAAGAAACAAAACCUGUGUGAUGGGUUUUGCUGUGGCUGCAACUUGGGAUCACAAAUGGUAUAUCAUCAACAUAGCUGGAGGAAUUUCUGCUGCUGUCUUACUGUUAGUUUUUCUACUGAUCUGCAUCACCACUGCGUAUAGAAAAAAAAAGAAGAGGAAGAGGAUCACAGAGGCCUUCUCAAAUUAUUUGUAUUCUACUCAGAUGCAGCGGGCUAACAGUUAUGGAAAUUCCAAUUUUCAUGGCACACAGAACACAGGAAGAAGAGAAGAAUCAUCCCUUGGGCAGACAGAGGAGAUUUAUGUCAACUGCAACAAUGUCUAA
Strigops habroptila (Kakapo) is the source of this 1299-nucleotide messenger RNA. It is a transcript of the gene CD226, whose product is annotated as CD226 molecule. Gene Ontology annotation, biological process: positive regulation of natural killer cell cytokine production; positive regulation of Fc receptor mediated stimulatory signaling pathway; positive regulation of immunoglobulin mediated immune response. Gene Ontology annotation, cellular component: external side of plasma membrane. The record is from RefSeq and is a predicted model, not a curated record. The transcript has 9 exons. NCBI's taxonomy places the organism in Eukaryota, Metazoa, Chordata, Aves, Psittaciformes, Psittacidae.